AUGCCGUGGCUGAAAAGAGGAGGCGGAACGGAAUUUAAAGAUAAGCGCAAUUUAGACAGUGGGGUGUGGCUCGGCAGCGAUGAUUCUGUGGAGUCGGUAUUGUCAAAUAGGAGCGGAUUGGAGGGGAAUGAUCACCAUGAGCGUUUUGUUCUUGGCCCGUCUUAUACUACGGAUAUUGGUGGUGUAGGUGCCGCUACUAAAGGCAGGAAUGGAGAUAGGGAAGCUGGGGAACAGCAAGCUGCGCUCUUAUGCGGCCCUGCAUUUGCACGGAGUCGUCAAGUUGCUAGAGAGAAUUCUACCAAGCCGAUGCGGGUGGACGAGCCAUAUCAACAUCGCCACGCGCGGCAAAUUGUCGCGGAUUGUCUUGAGACGGGUCAUGAGUUUAUUGACAUCUCAAAUCUUAACCUGCGCACUAUUCCCCCCGGCCUCCUUCGACCAAUCUCGCAAUUUACAAAGUACCCCAUCAUUGAGGAGAUGGAUAAAAUAUCCUCUUUAGCCCGCGCCAACCACGAGCAAUUUUUUAGCUCCUUCGAGCCAUUCCUCUGUCUGUUCAUGACAAACAAUCAACUGAAGACCCUACCAGCCGAAGUCUUCGAGCUCUCCAAUCUCAGAGUGCUAAGCGUACGCCACAACGAGCUCGAACAGAUCCCGGCCGCUAUCGGCAACCUGACAAAGCUGCGCGAACUGAAUGUGGCAGGGAACCAGCUCUCGUAUCUACCGAUUGAGGUGUUCCACCUAUUGCAGAAAUGCGACACGCACAUGAAACAGCUGACUGUACAUCCGAACCCGUUUGUGAUGCCUGAUAGCUCAAAUGUGGCAGAAUGGCAUUGUCAUUUCGAGUCAGAUGAAAACCAGCAAGAAAGCGUAGCUGAAGUCAUGAGCCCGCCUUUAUCCACAAAAAUAUGUCCAAGAUCCGCAGGCUCAAAGCCCAUACCCGUUCCUAUUGCAAGAGGUAAGGUGCAAUUUUUCGACGCAGAGGGACGUCCAAUUGACACAACCGAGCCAACUACCAAUUCUAACACCAGCAUCCUACCCCCACUUCCUCCUUUUUCUUCUGCAUCAGCAUCGUCAAUGCGCUCUCCCAGUCUCUGCGACCUCGCCCUCCGCGCCUACAACCGUGGACCCCAAAUCUCGCAUCUCAUCGACCCGGUCACCUUCGCCGGACCUGCCAUGAUCCUUGACCUUCUAAAACACGCUGAAAAGGUCCGAGAUGCAGGCGGCAAGAAGUGCCCGGUUUGUGCGCGGUCAUUUGUGAUUACACGCGCCCAGUGGAUCGAGUGGUGGGAUUGUGAGUCGUAUAGUGUGAGUCGUUAUGGUGGCGGCGGCUAUGAGGAUGAUCAUGAUUUUUUACGUGCAUCUAAGGUGGAGAGAUUUCGGAUCCCGGGGGUGGUGAUGAAGCCCCUCCCGUUUAUGAGUGAAGUUUGUUCUUGGGGGUGUGUGCCCACGUUUGAAUCAUGGCGAGGAGGGCUGGGAAAGCGGGAUGAAUAG
Molecule: messenger RNA, 1488 nt
Organism: Histoplasma mississippiense
Lineage: Eukaryota; Fungi; Ascomycota; Eurotiomycetes; Onygenales; Ajellomycetaceae
Exons: 2
Coding region: 1-1488 (495 amino acids)
Molecular function (GO): protein binding
Source: RefSeq, a predicted model, not a curated record